CUCUGAAGGAACUUGACUUAGAACACGAUAGUCUUUACGUGAUAAUGUGCUACUUUCUUGACCUCGAUGAGGGGAAACCUGUACCCUUCCUACCUUCGAUGAAGAUAAAUGUGGAUAUCCGGAGGAGGAGGAUGAAUGAAGCAAAGGGAAAACAAGCGCAGGAGCGACGAUGGCAAAGACUUCACGAGUGACCUUUGAGGACGAGAUAGAAGAACCGCCAGAGAGUUCAGGAAUGAGAGUUUCCUCCAUUAAGUUUGUAGAUACAAUGAGUGAUGGCGAAACCUAUAUAUGCGCCCAAGGCGUCGGCGGGUCAGGCAGUGGGAAGAAAGAAGACCAGGAUCAACCAAUGAUAGAUGAGCAAGUGGAGUCGCCGAAGUCUCCUCAGUCCCCUAGGAAGAGAGCGGCCAAGAAAUUCCAGCUCAGAAACUCGUUGGACGAGGUUGAUUUGAGGGAGCCGUUGAGGAGGGCAAUGGAUAUGCCCAUUCCUAUUACGCUCAAGGAAUUCAUAGCCGACUGUGGACCGGUGAGGGAUGAACUGAUCGUGAUGAUGAAGAAAGCUAAGGUGCCGUUGACCGAGACGGCAACUUCUGGAGAACCUAAAGCAGAGACGAAAACCUCUGUCUUGGUGGCGGAGAAGGGAGAGCAAGAGCAGACAAAAGUUGUAGGAGGCAAGGGCGACUACUUUUACGUCCUUGGUAGUGGAAAGUUCAACGCCACUGUAAAUGGGGUAAGGAUGGAGGCUAUAGUGGAUGACGGAUCCGAGUCUACCGUCUGCGAGGAUAAGGUAUCAAGGAAACUUGGCCUCGACGUAGACAGAAGCGUAGCUAUGACCAUGGUGUCCGCUAACAAGCUAAAGCAGCCCGUGCUUGGGGUGUGUCAUAAGGCCAAGGUCGAGGUUGCUGGAGUUGAAGCCACCGUGCCGGUCUUCACGGUGGAACAUUGAUCUUCAGAGCUAAUCCUUGGGAGAACGUGGCUGACCCGUGUCAACGCCACCACCG
Molecule: messenger RNA, 998 nt
Organism: Chara braunii
Lineage: Eukaryota; Viridiplantae; Streptophyta; Charophyceae; Charales; Characeae
Source: the annotation of a GenBank genome assembly